This is a messenger RNA of Aricia agestis (brown argus), 2076 nucleotides long. RefSeq names its product NADH-ubiquinone oxidoreductase 75 kDa subunit, mitochondrial-like. Gene Ontology annotation, cellular component: membrane. NCBI's taxonomy places the organism in Eukaryota, Metazoa, Arthropoda, Insecta, Lepidoptera, Lycaenidae. The record is from RefSeq and is a predicted model, not a curated record. Gene Ontology annotation, molecular function: iron-sulfur cluster binding; NADH dehydrogenase (ubiquinone) activity. The coding region runs from base 148 to 2076 and encodes 642 amino acids. The transcript has a single exon. Gene Ontology annotation, biological process: ATP synthesis coupled electron transport.
ACUGAUGAGUGUGUUAACAUUUUUAUAAACGGCAAACAAACAUCGGUGCCAAAAUACUUCACCGUCCUUCAAGCGCUACGCAGCGAAGGUGUAACGAUACCGACGUUCUGCUACCACGAGCGCCUGUCCAUCGCCGGAAACUGCAGGAUGUGCCUGGUAGAGAUAGAGGGUUGGAUCAAACCGCAGAUAGCGUGCUCGACUCCGGUAGCAGACAAAAUGAAAAUACGAACGAACUCCGACAUGACGCUGAAAGCUCAGGAGGGAGUGCUGGAAUUUAUUCUGAUAGACCAUCCUCUCGACUGUCCUAUAUGCGACCAGGGCGGGGAAUGUGAUUUGCAAGAUCUGACGAUGAGGUUCGGCAGCGAUCGAACACGCUUCACCGAUAUCCAUUUCAAGGGAAAGAGGGCGGUCGAAAGUUGCGAUUUAGGUCCGUUGAUACGUACAGAAAUGACUAGGUGCAUCCACUGCACCCGCUGCAUAAGAUUCGCCUCGCAGAUGUGUGGGGUGGAAGUGCUGGGUUCGACUGGACGCGGCGGUGAUAUGCUGAUCGGAACUUACGUCGAUAAAUCAUUCCUCUCCGAGCUAUCUGGUAACGUUAUCGAUUUAUGUCCCGUGGGAGCGCUGACGUCCAAGCCUUACAUGUUCAAGGCGAGACCCUGGGAAGUCAAAAGAACUGGUUCCAUAGACGUUACAGACGCGACAGGAACCAAUAUAAUAUUGAACCAUAAAAGUGAUAGAGUCCUAAGAGUGCUGCCUCGAGAAAACGAGGAAGUGAACCAGGAGUGGCUUUCUGACAAAGGACGUUGGGCCGUCGACUCCGUUGAAAUGCAGAGGUUGGUCACACCUAUGUAUAGAUGUGGUAACAGUUUGUUUGAAGCCGACUGGAAAGUUGUUUUGCGACAGAUUGGGAAUGUCCUGUGUUGUACCAAUCCAACAAGAAUCAUGGCAGUCGCCGGUCCCCAUACCAAUGUAGAGACGCUGGUAGCUACGAAGGAUUUAUUGAACGCACUGGGUUGUGAACACACGUAUGUUGAACGCGAUUUCAGUUACUCCUUAGCGGACGUCGACAUACGAGCAGGGUUCUGUUUGAACAACAAAAUGAAAAAUACAGCAGAAGCCGAUAAAAUCUUGCUCGUAGGCACUAAUCCAAGAUUUGAAGCUCCGAUACUAAAUGCCUGGAUAAGACAAGCGUAUUUACAAAACGAGUGCGACGUAUACGUUGUCGGUCCCAACUGUGAUUACAAUUAUCCUGUCAAUUACUUGGGAGAAGAUCUAGAGGCAUUGUCGUGUGCCCAGCAGUAUAUCCAAGGUAGUAAGCACCCGUUGAUAUUCGUAGGUGUGGAUCAACUCGGGACAUCUUACGCCUCACAGAUUAUGCACCAAGUAAUGACCUUGACGUCAUCAUUGCAAGUAGAAGAAGACUGGCAGGUGAUAAACAUCGUCACAAAAGAAGCGAGCUUCGCUGGAGCUCUAGAAUGUGGAUGGAAGCCGGGAGCAUUAAAGGCAUUAGAAAGCAUUAACCCAGUCGUAGUUAUAUCGCUAGGAGCAGAUGAGAUAUUUCAUACUUGGGAUCCCGGGUACCAUGUUAAGAUAAUCUACAUCGGAUUUCAAGGGGACAAAUGUUCCGAUCUCGCGUCUUUUGUUCUGCCUGGUAGCGCAUACACGGAGGCUGGAGGGAUCUUCCUGAAUAUGGAAGGUCGGUCGCAACUAGCCCAGCGCGCAGUCACGCCGCCAGGGAAAGCUCGGCACGAUUGGAAGAUCGUACGAGCGAUUGCAGAAUAUACCGGAGUUGACUUAAAAUAUAGCGACGAGACAGAACUAUGGAGGAGGCUCGCGGAGAUCAGUCCUAAUCUUCUCAACGUAGACAAAUAUCAACCAAAGUUGUUCACAGAUUUACUACUGCCUUUAAUUCCAUGUGAGAAGCUAGAAUCGUGCGCCCCUGGUUCUCUUAAAGUAGAAAUGAAGACGCUAAGAGAUUACUACUGUUCAGAUAUCUUCUCAUCUAAUUCACCGACAAUGGUAAAAGCUUAUAAAGCUGCUAAGCAAUUAGAACGAUCUGCAUUUGCCAGAAUAUGA